Exophiala viscosa is the source of this 889-nucleotide messenger RNA. RefSeq names its product putative nitrilase. The record is from RefSeq and is a predicted model, not a curated record. Lineage: Eukaryota; Fungi; Ascomycota; Eurotiomycetes; Chaetothyriales; Herpotrichiellaceae. The transcript has 2 exons. Gene Ontology annotation, molecular function: catalytic activity. Bases 94 to 867 code for a protein of 257 amino acids.
CCAUGGUUAGUUGUCUGGCUUUCGCUAUAUUAACAUUUGCUGACUGAACCAAUCAGGGCGCUAUGGACCAACAGUGCCAUUGAAAAUGGCGAGAUGGUACACAAAUAUAUGGCGAAUUCCCUCGUUCGCGACUCGCCCCAGAUGCGGAGAAUUCAACAAGCAGUGAAAGAUGCUGGAAUGCAGGUCGUCCUGGGAUACAGUGAGCGAGAGGGUGCCAGUCUGUACAUGGGACAGUCAUUCAUUGCCCCAAGUGGAGAGAUUGUCCAUCACAGGCGAAAGAUCAAGCCUACCCAUGUAGAACGCACCCUGUGGGGCGAGGGUCAAGCUGAGUCUCUGACCACCGUCAUCAGCACUCCAUUCGGAAAAGUGGGCGGGCUCAACUGUUGGGAGCAUUUACAGCCUCUGCUGCGGUACUAUGAAUAUGCACAGGGAGUACAGAUUCACAUUGCCAGUUGGCCGGCGGAAUUCUGCAUGCCGGACCCCAAAGUCAUGGCAUGGCAAUACCACGAGACCGGCGAAGCCAGUUAUCGAGCAAGCCAAUUUAUGGCCAUUGAAGGACAGACAUUCGUUGCCAUUGCGUCGCAAAUCUUGACCGAGAAGAGCCUGGAAAGGUGUUUUCUGGUGGGGAAGCCGCCUAUCAAAACACCUGGUGGUGGCUUCUCAAUGAUCUUUGGCCCAGACGGCAAGCCCCUGGCAGAACAUCUUGAAGAUGGAGAAGAAGGAAUAGUCAUUGCUGAUGUCGAUUUGACGGAUAUCGAUCGGGCAAAGACCUUCAUCGACACAGUUGGUCAUUAUGCGAGACCAGAUUUAUUGAGCCUCUUGGUCAAUCCCUCGGCCGAUUCGUGCAUCACAAUGAUGAAGAAGUGAUCGCAUUCAUGCAGGGUUAUGG